Molecule: messenger RNA, 1474 nt
Organism: Plectropomus leopardus (leopard coralgrouper)
Lineage: Eukaryota; Metazoa; Chordata; Actinopteri; Perciformes; Serranidae
Source: RefSeq, a predicted model, not a curated record
GAGCAUUUUAACCUCUGAAACCUGAAGAUUAGUUUGAUUUCUUUCAAAAAACACGGGAGAAACAGAUUGAGGUACGUGGCGGAAAAUGUCCGGCAAACUGCAAAAAAAAAGAACAAAAAGAAAAACAUUCCUAAAAGGUGACAAAGAAUUGAUCUGAAAUUUUUGAAACUUUUCCCCCAGUAAUUUUCUCGUAACUUUUCACUUAUUUCCUGCUCAUUUUUGGGCCAUUUUUCGUUGAGCUGCUCUCUGCCCCAACGUUUUUGAAAUAAAUCAGACCAGUCUGCUUGGGUUUUUAAGGGUUAAUCUCUCUCUGAUUAUUAAUCAGUAAACUCUGAUAAUUUCUUCCUGUUUUAAAAUUUGUUGAAAUCCAGGACUCAGCCAAACCCCGCCCUCCUACGCCUCUCAGCCAAUGACGAACGGGCUCACAGGGCCACCAACGCCCACUCCCUCUGACCCCCCUCUCGGCCCGCCCCCCCCUCUGGAGAGGACGGCAGCCAAUCACAGCGACUCUGACGGCGGCCCAUCCAACGCGGGAACACGGAGGUCAUCCCUGAUCUACAGCAGCAGUACGCUCCCCGCUCUCUCCUCCUCCUCGCUCCUCCACCAUCAGAGCUCCAAGUCUUCGGAGAGCGACCUGUCCACGUCGACGCUCCCCCACUCCUCCUCCACGCUCCCCCACUCCUCCUCGCUCCCCCCCCCCGCCUCCUCGUCCUCCCACGCUCUGACCAAACUGCCCCUCUCUCAGCCGGAGACGGGCGUCCUCCACAACUCCUCCAGCCCCUCCUCUGGUAAACUCCCUGCCCCCUCCUCCACGCCUCCUGGCGCUCCCGUGCAGCGUCCCCUGAUGCCGCAGACAUCCCUCCCUCUGACCCCGCCCAGAGACGUCCCCCCCUGCGGCUUCAAUGGCUGUCCGGCCAAUCACCAGGCGCCCUCACCAACCUCGAGAGGAAACCUGGCGCUCCCUUUGGGGGCGGGGUCUCCUGUGGCGGCUCCUGGCGGGGAGCUGGUGCCGGUGGCCCUCGGGCGCAGCGAGAGCGGGGGGCUGGGCUUCAGCAUGACGGCGGGGGGCCAGGGGGGGCAGCUGGCGGUGGUGAGGCGGGUCUGGGACCGGAGACACUGCACGUCUCUGCAGCCAGGAGACGCAGUGGUCAAGAUCAACGGAGCUGACGUCCAGAGCCUCAGCUUCUCCCAGGUGCAGAGAGUCCUGCAGGAGCACACCAAGCAGGGGGAGGUGGUCCUACUGGUCUACAGAGGAGGUGCUGAUCCACAUCCAGUCUGAGCUGGUCCAUUUAACCCUUCGAAACCUGGAGCCACACCAGCUCACCUGUGCGCCGUUCAGAUGCCGUUCACACACAUUUAACCAUUUCAUUUCAUUCCACGUUUAUUUGUGUAGGGACAAUAUAUAACAUAAAACUGAUGCCACAUACUACAGCAUCUACAGCCUGAGGUCCCUCUGUCCUCUGAAACCCAAACG